Molecule: messenger RNA, 1864 nt
Organism: Pimephales promelas (fathead minnow)
Lineage: Eukaryota; Metazoa; Chordata; Actinopteri; Cypriniformes; Leuciscidae
Source: RefSeq, a predicted model, not a curated record
CGCCUAGAGAGGGCGUAACACUCAGAUAGUGAGCGAGUCUUCCUGCUUAUCUGUUCUUCUACAACAGGAAGGUUUAAUACAUACCAGUUUUAAAGAGCGUGAGUGUGUUCACCCAUAUUCCUGUCUCCUGCUAAGGUCCAGGACGAUGGUGGAAACAUUAAAUGAAUUAUCCCAGCUGAGAGACUCUGGGUUCGGCCGACCCUGGCCCAGACACGGACUCAAGCUCCUCUACUGGUUCGCCAAAGACUGUGUUUCUUUGGGCGAUGACAACGUCAUGCUCUGUGAAUAUGAACCAGCCGACGGAUAUUUCGGUUUUCACUCAUUUGAGAAAAGAAAUUAUGGUAAUAAACUUCUUCCAGAUGAAUAUCACCCUUACUAUGUGGUUGGAAAUCUGAACACAAAAAAAUACCCAAAAGCUAAAGACCUUCCUAAAUACGUCUCAGAAGACUACUCUUCAAACCAGCUCGACAGCAACACGGACCGCGUCAUCGUCAGUCUCAACGGUUGGGAGUUGGAAAGAGUUUAUGUGACUCAACACCACGACCGCUCAAACUACGACCCAAACGCCACUCACCGGAUCUCCAGAGGCCUUCUCAUGAUCAUCAGGGAGAUGAGUUUAGAUACGUUUCUGGAGAAGAUGAAAUAUGCACAGCCCGUCUCACCACCAACCAUCGAUAACAGACCUGCAACUACAAACACAGAGAGUCAGGAUUCCACUGCGGUCACUAUACCAUCCAGCGAUUCAGACGACAGUGAGCCUCCUGAAACACAGGGACUCUUAACAUCUACACAAAACCCCUCAGAGAACCUACGCAGGGAAGAGGGAUUCUGGGAGAAAUUCUGCACCAUACUUUAAAACAAACGAUCUUCGUCUUGUCUGUAAUGCUCCACAGAAUGUGUGUUAAUGUGAUUUUGGUUGAACUCACUGGACAAUUUCUCUUUCCCUCGACUACAAAGACAGAAGCAAACAAUGAAUAUUAAAAAUAUUCACUCUCUCUUGCCACCACAAAGAUUGAUGUGAAAUGAAUUUGGGUCUCAUCAGAGCCGAGUGUUUUCUGCUGAGCUUUAGUAAUAUCAUUCUCCUACAGAACAAAAAAUGUGUACAAACUUAAUUGUACAGUUAAACUGAUAAACAAUAAUAUUACUGGUAUUCGAGGCCAAAGACGAAACCUUCUCGUGUUAACUAAUGUGGUUACUUACUAAUAUUGACAAAUAUCGUAAAGCUUUUCGUGAGAUUCAAAGAUUUUAGUGAUUGGUGGAAACAUAAAGAAAAAAGGCAACUGAGAUCAACAGUGCUCAAUGACUCUGAAAAUAUGAAAAAUCAAUAAAUAAUGCUCGAAAAGAAGAUCAGACAUACAAACUGUUCAAUUCUAUGUAAUUAAAUGUGUGUGUUGUCAUAACAUUAAAGCACUGCGGAAGAUGUCCGUGAGCAUUCAUCAGUUUCAGUUGUGCACAUGCUACUGGAACACACUUGGAAAGUUAUUAUAAGUUAUUUUUAUAUGACUGACAUCCCACUACUGUAUAAUGCAUCACAUGGCAUCAAUGAUGUAGUGUAGAGAUGUAUUAUGUAAUCUGUAAAGCUGCUUUCAAACAAUAUGCAUUGUGAAAAUACAAAUACAUGGAAUUUAUUGUGCAUGUAGUUAAGCUAAAUCAAUGUGUUUAUAAGAUUAUUAUUUCUGUAUACUUUAGAUGUGUGAAACAUUUUAAUGUACUACAAUAUACAUGCCUCUAUUAAAACAUGUACAUGGUGUCUUUAGGUAUAAAAAUAGUGGCAAUUCAAAUUAAUGUAAAGAUGUAUAUUUCAAUGACAAUGGAAGGUUAUUCCAGUUCAUGGGAGUUUUAAAAUAAAAUGCUCUUCUUCCAA